Messenger RNA from Eutrema salsugineum, 1663 nucleotides. Its product is annotated as peroxisome biogenesis protein 12. Gene Ontology annotation, cellular component: peroxisomal membrane; peroxisomal importomer complex. The record is from RefSeq and is a predicted model, not a curated record. Bases 99 to 1286 code for a protein of 395 amino acids. Gene Ontology annotation, biological process: protein import into peroxisome matrix; protein monoubiquitination. NCBI's taxonomy places the organism in Eukaryota, Viridiplantae, Streptophyta, Magnoliopsida, Brassicales, Brassicaceae. The transcript is spliced from 10 exons. Gene Ontology annotation, molecular function: ubiquitin-protein transferase activity; protein binding; zinc ion binding.
UCUUUCCCAAUUCUCUGCAACUCUGAAGAACCUACUGGUCUCAAUCCCAGUGUAGAAGAAGAAGAAGAAGAAGAGUAGAGAAGGAUUGGAGGAAGACGAUGCUGUUUCAGGUGGGAGGUGAAGGCACACGCCCUACCUUCUUUGAGAUGGCUGCGGCUCAGCAACUUCCGGCUAGCCUUCGCGCCGCUCUCACUUAUUCCCUCGGCGUUUUUGCUUUGAGACGAUCGUUCCUCCAUAAAAUCUUAGACUACGAGGAUGAAUUCUAUGCUGCUCUGAUGCUUAUUCUCGAAGGACAUAGCUUACGAACUACAGAUUCUUCGUUUGCUGAAUCAUUGUACGGGUUGAGGAGGAAAUCAGUGAGAUUGAGAUUGAGAAAAGAGAGUGCUAGGAAGGAUUCUUCCAGCGAAGAAGUUCAACAUUCCGGUUUAGAGAAACGUCAGAGGAUCCUCUCUGUUGUGUUUCUGGUUGUGUUACCAUAUUUCAAGUCAAAGUUACAUGCAAUCUAUAACAAGGAAAGGGAAGCGAGGCUCCGAGAAAGUUUAUGGGGAACAGAGGAUCAAGGAUUUGAUGAUGCUGACUUCUUCACAGGGGAGGAAUCAAUUGUGUCAAGAGACGACAUUAGCGGGAAUCAAGAGCUUUCUGUUCGAGCACAAUUAGCCUCGAAAAUUAAAAAGAUUAUAGCUGUCUGCUAUCCUUGGAUACAUGCAUCCAGUGAAGGAUUAUCAUUCACUUACCAGCUCCUAUAUCUAUUGGACGCUACUGGAUUUUAUUCUCUUGGGCUUCAAGCUCUUGGGAUACAAGUUUGUCGAGCUACAGGGCAGGAGCUGAUGGAUACAUCUUCAAGGAUUUCAAAGAUACGGAACCAUGAGCGUGAGAGACUUCGUGGUCCUCCAUGGCUAAAAACAGUGCAAGGGGCACUUCUUAGCUGUUCAUAUGCGGUGCUUGACUACGCCCAAACCGGUUUAAUUGCAGCAGUUUUUAUCUUUAAAAUGAUGGAAUGGUGGUAUCAAUCAGCUGAAGAGAGAUUGACAGCUCCAACCGUAUACCCUCCACCUCCACCUCCUCCAGCCCCAAAGGUGGCCAAAGACGGAAUCCCUCUACCCCCUGACAGUUCCCUUUGCGCGUUAUGCUUGCAAAAACGUGCAAACCCAUCAGUUGUCACAGUCUCUGGAUUUGUUUUCUGCUAUUCUUGUGUAUUUAAGUAUGUUUCAAAGUACAAGCGAUGUCCAGUGACAUUGAUUCCAGCCAGCGUGGAUCAGAUUAGGAGGCUGUUUCAUGACACGUAGGAAUAACCUAUUCAAUGGUUUUUAGCCAAACAGUGACAACUUUGUUCUUAUUCUCGGUGUGGAGAUGGUGCAACCGGAGUCUGAACCAGAAGAGCUGAAAGACUGCCAAGUGAGACUCUUAAUUCCUCAAUUGGUUUUUUAUAUAUUUAUCUAUAAAAUGGAUAAGCUUCUUUUAGAGUUCAUCAAGUUUGGGAUUAGGUGUAUCAUGAAUUUCAUGGAGACGAAGAAAACAGACAUGUCCUUUUCCUUCUUAGUUUCACCUUCAAAAGGAAUUGUAUAUUGCACAAUGGGGAUGACAAUAAUGAUCCGGAUAGAAAAAUAACAUUUAUACUGAUUAUUUAUGUUGACUUGAAAAAAUAAAUAUAACUACAAAAUCC